AUGGAUGACACUCUCGGACAGGUCUGCACGACGGUGAUGGGACGCUGCAAGCAGGUGCUGUAUGUGGCAUCUCUCGUCCUCUGCUCCAUGCUGGCCAUCACCAUCCUCCACAAUACGGGCAUCGGCGCACAUAUCGUCAACUACGUCGCACACCCGUACAUCUCCCCCAUCGAGCUGGCUUCCGGCAUCCUCCACAAGCUGCACAUUCUCAGGCACUACCGUGGGCUCUGCGCUCAGUUCUGCUUCGAUCGAAUCGUCAACACCUUCGGCUCCACGGCGCACUUUGCCGCGCAGGCUUGGGCAUCUUUCCUCGACGACUUCACCAAUUAUAUCAACCCUGGCACCAUACGCUGCUCCGCACUCUCAAACGCCAUUCCCUUCGGGCUGCCUGCCAGUCUCUUGAGCAGGGCCUGGACAGUUGUCAUCAACUUCUUCGCCAACUAUAUCAUACCGAGCGCCAUCAGCUUCUCCAGCAAGGUCUUGGCCUUCGCCGACGAGUCUGGUACGCAUCUGCUGAUCGCGACACUCGCCGCUUUUGUCGGUUGGGACGGGUCUUCCCUGUUGUUAUACGAGAUCAGGCGGUACUUCAACCUGACCGGGACACGCUGCAAGAAUCAAGCCUACGUCUGCUUCAACGUAUUCGUGACGGUCUACUGCGGAGUACAGUGGCUUCGAUUUGUCGAUCAGCUCAUGGCGAACGACGGUCUAAUGUCUCAAUACCCGCAUGCCAUGCUCUGCAUCGGGCUCGGGGCCAUGGCUGCGAGUGGUCUCACCUGUAACGUGCGCUGGCUUCAAAGAGGAGACACGUGUCUUUCAAGGAAAGUGUUGACCAGGGCUGGAAGUUUCUGGCGAAUUGUGGUCUGGCAUCAAGAGAUCAACUUCAUCGCGCCAUCAGCGAUCUGGAAACGCGAGGUCUAUUUCAAGUCACAAAGAGACGUCGCACAAGCCUCCAUACCGGCGGAAGCACGAUACAAAGACACAAAAUAG
Zymoseptoria tritici IPO323 is the source of this 987-nucleotide messenger RNA. RefSeq lists its product as uncharacterized. The record is from RefSeq and is a predicted model, not a curated record. Lineage: Eukaryota; Fungi; Ascomycota; Dothideomycetes; Mycosphaerellales; Mycosphaerellaceae. The transcript has 5 exons. The coding region runs from base 1 to 987 and encodes 328 amino acids.